AUGUCGCCGGCUUCUCCUAGUUCCACUGCGGGCGGCGCAAUGUCGGACGCAGAGGCGCCCACGUCUCCAGCGCGCGGCGAUGAGGGCAAAUCCUUCCUCUCGCAGGCCAUGACCGAAGACGACGAUACCCGAAUGAUAGACGGCACGCCCGAGCCAAGCGAGAAGACGUCAGGCCGUGGGAAGGGCAAGAAUGCAGCAAAAGAGUCAUCCAGCAACAUCACUGGCAAGAUUCGGCAUCUAAAGAAGGAGGAUGGCGAGCCUCUCUGGCGCAAGGACAUCCAAUACGAUUUCCUCAAGGCCAUCUUCGAUGACGAAACAGCCGUCUUCACGAACUCGUAUGAGCCCGAGAAACCCCGCCAGAACUUUGCCGAUCUCUACAUCGACACCAUGUCGCGAAGCAGCAAGACGAGCAAGGUGCUUCGCGACAAGCUUCUCAGCGAUCGCAGUGCGGCAAAGGGCAUGGCCAUGGUCUGCCUGCUGGUCAACAUCGGCAGAAUGAACACAACGCUGAACUUCUUCCCCGAGAUGCGAGCCCAAUUGCGAACAUACCACGCCAUCCCCUCCCUUCAGGCGCAUCAAGAUGCGCAUGCCUACAAGCAGCUUCAGGACGCUCCGAGAUUAAAGUCCAUCCUCAAGGGCGGUGCCGAGGACCGCGAAGAGCCUGGCAGCCUAAACAAGAUCAAAGGCCGCGAUGUUCCUCGAACGAACCCUGUGAACCUGCUCUUCGUCAUUUGCCAAUCGGCCGCAAAGAUCGCCGAGUUGCAUUUCCCGCCCGGACGAGAAUUCCACGACUUGGUCAUGAAGACCAACUACACCAGCAUGUCCCGUGCUAAGGCGUUUCUUUGGAUCAUGUGGUUCUACCUUGAGUCCGAUUUCACGGAAGAGGGUUGCGACGAGAACCCGUUUGGUCCAGGCGUCGACUACGGCGUGGACGUCGCCAACCAAGGCGUCCCGGAGCUCAUCGAGAUGACGCCAGAGGAAGAGGCGGCAGAGAAUGUCGAUACGGAGCUGGAGAUCAAAUUCGGUGAGGAGAAGCAGAAGAUGCGUGCCAAGAUUCUGGAGGCAGACCAGGCGUAUCUGGCUGACAACCAAACGAAACGCGGCUCGAGAACAUCGCGUGUAAUGGCCGAGGAUGGGCCAGCCAUCUUGCCUCGCAUCCGCCCGUCGAAGCACGAGUCUGAUCUAGAUAGUGUUCGUUCGACACCGCCGCCCAAAGCAUUGGCACGAGGGCUCGGGGGCUCGGUGCGACGUGGGGGUGCACCCCUCAAGUACCAGAUCUUCGAGGCUUCUUCUCCAGCUGCCCAUGGCUCCGCCGAGGGCAUCGUUGCUAGAAAGCCUCGGCCCCCCACAGCACACCAAAUCGCGGUAGAGAGAAACAGAAACCAACGGGUUGAGUACAUCCUCGAUCGUGGCUACCGCAAGGAACUUCAUAAGGCGAAGAAGAAGCGGCAGCAGGGAAGCACUCUCUACCGGGCGUUCAUGCGUAUCAAGCAAAUGGAGAAUCCUUUCGAGGACAGCGACCCAGAGGACGAUCCCCGUCAGCAACUGGCAAACAACGAUGGGAACGCUGGGCCCUUUAGACAAAAAGGCAUCGGGGGUAUCGCGCCCCUGGCAUCCGAGAACGACGACUUUGGUGAAGAGGCGAACGCCUACGCCGCAGCUCUAAGACGCACUUCACGGCGUCUGAAACGGUGGGAUGCCCACGAGGGUCCGCCUCUCGGUGUCAUCCCUCCCAGGAAGAGGAAGAAGGUCAACGGCGAGACAAAUGGAAAUGACGAUGCGGGCGACAUGACCAUGGACAUUGACGCCCAGAGAGCCUCAGAGAUGAGGGAGGGAUCACAGGCCCAGGCGAACGGCGAUGCCAACGGUGACGAGACUCUCGGCGACAUCACGAUGGGAGACGUUACCAUGGACGACGGCGACGACGCUGACAAGACGGCCGCCGCCGACGAUGACGAAGAGCUGGACGACAUGGACAGGUCUUUGUUAGGUCUUCCCGCCGAAGACGCCGAAGAUUCUGCCUCUGAAGACGAUUAG
This is a messenger RNA of Colletotrichum spaethianum, 2037 nucleotides long. Its product is annotated as INO80 subunit 1. Gene Ontology annotation, cellular component: Ino80 complex. The transcript is spliced from 2 exons. Lineage: Eukaryota; Fungi; Ascomycota; Sordariomycetes; Glomerellales; Glomerellaceae. The record is from RefSeq and is a predicted model, not a curated record. Bases 1 to 2037 code for a protein of 678 amino acids.